AUGGUGCUCGAAGCAGGCUACCCCUUCGCCGCGGCAUCCGGCUUCCGCAAAGUGGUCAAAGCCACGAUUCUGGUGAAGAAAAAGGCGGGGAUGAGCGACGAGGACUUUGUGCAGCAUUACAACCACAAGCACGCGCAGAUGGCGGCGCCGGUGUUGGAGAAGCAUCAUGCCAUUACAUAUAGUCUUACUUACUGCUUAGCACGCGACCGCACCAUCAUCGCCGACAUGCUUCACGGUCAAGCGAAAAUGCUUGACUUUGACGCCAUAUGCACCUUCGUUUUUAAGGACUACCGCGAUUUCGCAAAGUUCAUGUACGACCCUGCAAGUAAGGCGCUCACGCCGGAUCACGACAACUUCAUGGUGGAGGAGGAGAUGUGUAUGAUGGUUGGGGAUGAGUAUAUGGUCAUCGACGAGGGUCGGAGGGUGGGGUGA
This is a messenger RNA of Neohortaea acidophila, 432 nucleotides long. RefSeq names its product EthD domain-containing protein. Gene Ontology annotation, molecular function: oxidoreductase activity. NCBI's taxonomy places the organism in Eukaryota, Fungi, Ascomycota, Dothideomycetes, Mycosphaerellales, Teratosphaeriaceae. Bases 1 to 432 code for a protein of 143 amino acids. The record is from RefSeq and is a predicted model, not a curated record. The transcript is spliced from 2 exons.